This is a messenger RNA of Paramuricea clavata, 465 nucleotides long. NCBI's taxonomy places the organism in Eukaryota, Metazoa, Cnidaria, Anthozoa, Malacalcyonacea, Plexauridae. The record is from the annotation of a GenBank genome assembly.
AUGCGACCCAAGACUAGCCGAGAAGUUUCUACUAAUGAAGACCAAACCAAAGCGUCAUCGGAGACUAGUCCCCGUACUUAUAAUUCGGGCAACCAACCCAGGCGUACAAUCAACGUAGCCGUUGCCGGUGACUCAAUGUUAAAGUACAUAAAUCCCUCCAAACUUAGUAAAAGCUUGAAACAAAAUGUCCACGUGAAAACCUUCCCUGGAGCAAAGGUUGCGGAUAUGGAGCACUACGUAAAGCCAACACUAGCACACGCUCCUGAGUACCUAGUUCUGCACGUUGGUACAAAUGAUUUAAGACAAAAAUCUCCUCGCCAAAUAGCAACAUCGAUAACUAAGCUCGGACAUGAAAUCAAUGCGAAUAUGCCAAAUACGAAAUUAAUCUUAUCUGAAGUAAUAGUUAGAAAUGAUGACCCUCAGCUCAUGAUAAAAGUCAAAGAAGUCAAUUCAAAAUUAUCACAG